Molecule: messenger RNA, 2356 nt
Organism: Syngnathus typhle (broad-nosed pipefish)
Lineage: Eukaryota; Metazoa; Chordata; Actinopteri; Syngnathiformes; Syngnathidae
Product: protein LSM14 homolog A-B-like
Exons: 9
Coding region: 469-1695 (408 amino acids)
Biological process (GO): P-body assembly; cytoplasmic stress granule assembly
Cellular component (GO): P-body
Molecular function (GO): mRNA binding
Source: RefSeq, a predicted model, not a curated record
GAUCCAACCCGAAAACGCCGAACACUUUGCGCCUAAAAAACCGAAAGGCCCUUCCACAACUUGUUGCUGUUUUAUGAUCCACGGAAAAUGUUUUUGCAUUUUCUCUAAUUCGCCUAUUAUAUUAUAAACUUGAAAAUCGCUGGAUUUGUGGCAGCGUCGUGACAAAACUAGCAACAUUUGUUUGAUUUUUUGGACGCGAGCAAAUGGCGCCGCUGCGGACAUUUCUGAACAUGUAGAUCUAGGUGCCCGCUCGUGCUCGGUCUAUGUCCCAUCAGCCUUCGCUGUCGCGGGCUCUCAAUGGCGGCUGAGGAGGACGGAUGAUGUUGAAGCCAUGUUUGUAGCAUAUUAGCGCGUAGCGCCGAGCAACUGAACUGACGACGAGGGACUACCGCGCGCUUGAGUGCCCAGUUCGGACAGCUCGCUCGCCGUUACUCAGUGUUUUGGCCCUGGUCACAUAUACAGGACAACAUGAGCGCCGGCGGGACGCCCUACCUCGGCAGCAAAAUCAGCCUCAUCUCCAAGGCCGAGAUCCGCUAUGAGGGUGUUCUGUACACCAUCGACACUGAGAACUCCACCGUGGCUUUAGCCAAAGUGCGUUCGUUCGGAACCGAGGACCGGCCCACCGAGCGACCCAUUCCCCCUCGAGAUGACACCUUUGAGUACAUAAUUUUCCGCGGCAGCGACAUCAAAGACCUGACGGUGUGCGAGCCCCCCCGGCCCACCGGCUCUCUGCCCCAGGACCCCGCCAUCGUGCAGUCGUCCAUGAGCUCCACUUCGUCGGCCGCGGCCUCGCUACCCAACUCUUUCCAGUCGGCAUCUUCCUACGGGCUGUUCAACCGGGCCACCGCCGCCUCCUAUGGCCAGUUUGCCGGCACACCUCAGCUCUCACCACACUCAGGACCUGCUGCCGGUGGGAGCAGCGGGUCGUCCGCCGGCGUGCCGCAGAAGAGCGCCGAGCUGGCAGCCGCACGGUCGGUUGCAUCGGUUCCGAGCGCCACCGCAGCCAAUCCCGGCGCCAUCCCGGGCCGUCCCGGCCAGCCUCGUGCGGCCCCUCCCACUUCGACUCGACACCGCCCGGACGCCGCAGAUGCUAGGAGGGCACCUAACAGCCGGCGAGGCCGAGGGGGCAGCCACCGCGGCAGGGGACACUUUGGCGUGCGGCGAGACGGAGCCAGCGUCAAGUUCGACAAGGACUUUGACUUUGAGAGCGCCAACGCACAAUUCAACAAAGACGACAUCGAACGCGAGUUUCAGAGCAAGUUGAAGCUGAAAGAUGAGAAAAGUGAGCAGGCACUCAACGGCGAAGAAAAAGACGGCGCUGACGACGCGCACCCACAGGGAGAAGAUGCGCUGAGACCAAAGUGCUACUACGACAAGACCAAGUCCUUCUUUGACAACAUCUCCUGUGACGACAACAGGAACGCUCACGACAGGUGCGGCGGCAGUGGCUUCCCCAGGGAGCGCCGGCAGACGUGGGCGGAGGAGCGACGCAUGAACGCCGAGACGUUCGGCCUCCCACCACGUCACAACCGCGGUUACCGGGGGAGUCGGGGAAGAGGGCGGCCCGCCGGCCGGGGGUCCUCGGGCCCGCCUCAAGGGGGCGCUUUCAGGGGAGGAUACAGGGGGAACCAGGCUGGCCGGGAGUUUGGAGACGCCGGGGCCGCCUACAGGAAGGACAAGAAGAUACCUGCGUAGCGUUGACCACCAACCUGAAAAUGCUUUUGUCACCAGCACUGCUUGCUGCAGUUUGCGGGGGGGGGGUGCUUCACAUUUUGUAAGUUGUGUUUGGGAGGUAUGGUGCAGCUCUCUUUUCUACUAGACCCCCUACUCACUCACUCACUCACUCACUCACUCACUCACUCACUCACUCACUCACUCUUCCCCAGCCUCAUCUCAAUCCUCAUGACUUUGCGCUCAAAUGUGCGGCAAAGGAUUUACCUCAGAACCAAUACAAUUUGCACUUCCAACUGUCUGAAACAAGAGUCAGCCAAAGUACCCCCACUACCACCGCCGCACACAAAAUAAAUGAUCAGGGUGAGCUGGCGGGUGUGUAUGAUGACUUUAUGGCUUUGUUGCUUUUUGAUGAGUGUGCAAGUUAAGACAACAAACUUGACGGUUUGGAUUGGCAACGUUACCAACUUGGGAAAUUUGUAUUUAAACUUCAACCCUAACCCUACAAUGCACUUAAACUAUUACGUUGCCAACUUUUGAAUCUCCAACUAUUAAAUGUAUGCCAUUAUUAUUCACAACUUUCUCUUCACAAACAAAACGCCAACGCAUAUCAACCAAUCAUUAAAUCAUAUGACACAAUGUCUGGUCGUUAUCAGUAACCGAUUCAAAUAAAGAGCAUUCAUGA